Messenger RNA from Triticum dicoccoides, 872 nucleotides. Its product is annotated as high mobility group B protein 4-like. The record is from RefSeq and is a predicted model, not a curated record. NCBI's taxonomy places the organism in Eukaryota, Viridiplantae, Streptophyta, Magnoliopsida, Poales, Poaceae. The coding region runs from base 138 to 557 and encodes 139 amino acids. The transcript is spliced from 7 exons.
CGCACAACGGCUCGCCACAAAGCCAACAAACCCAGCAGCCCCAGCCCUUUCCGCCUCCCCCCGCCUCCAAACAAGCCCCGCUCCCGUUCUGUCCCCCCGCAAAACCCUAGCUCCGUACCCGCGCCGCGGCCUCCACCAUGAAGGGCAAGGCCGACACCUCCAAGAAGGGCGAGGGCAGGCUCAAGGCCGCCGGCGGCGCCAGCAAGAGGAAGAAGGACGCCGCUGCCGCUGGCAAGCCCAAGCGCCCGCCCUCCGCCUUCUUCGUCUUCAUGUCUGAGUUCAGGCAGCAGUACAACGCGGAGAACCCCAACAACAAGAGCGUCGCCAACGUGAGCAAGGCGGCGGGUGAGAAGUGGAGAGCUAUGUCUGAUAAGGACAAAGCACCUUAUGUGGAAAAGGCUGAACAGAAGAAGAAGGACUAUGAGAAGACCAAAGCCACCUUUGAUAACAAGGAGAGUGCGACUUCCAAGAAGGCCAAGACUCAGAACGAUGAGGAGGUCAAAUCUGAGGUCGAAGAUGAGGGUAGCGAUGAGGAAAAUGAGGACGAUGAUGAGUAAAUAGUGUAUCAGAUCAUGAGGUAGCAAAUUGGGUGUUGGGUCCCCGCUUAGUGUACUAGUUUGCUAUCCUGCUAUCCUCGGUGUUAGAUGAUGAGAUUUGGAAGUAGAUGUGCGUUGUGUGUUAAGGGGGCCCUUUUAGACUUGUGGACUCAUGGUUUGAGAAGUUGCUUAGUAGUGUAUUAGCAGAGAGGAAGCUGAGAAUGCUACCAGCUGUUCCAAUGCUUUUCUCUUGCUAACCACCUGUGUAAGAACUUGUUUUCAUUCGCUAAUCUGAUGACUGCCCAGCCAUUGGUUCUUGGUUAAUUUCGUCUUAAA